Messenger RNA from Leptosia nina, 2160 nucleotides. NCBI's taxonomy places the organism in Eukaryota, Metazoa, Arthropoda, Insecta, Lepidoptera, Pieridae. The record is from the annotation of a GenBank genome assembly.
AUGGCGGCUGUGUUGCUGUCAAAUGGCAGAUUAGAUAAAAUUUUGCGAUUUAAUUUAAAAAUAAGAAAAGAUUUUCAUAUUAAACCGUUAGAGUUAAGUGAACUUCAUUUAAGUCGUUGUUGCAUACAGUGUGCGACGAGUGGUUUCAGGUAUUAUUCGUCUUCGCCUCCAAGUAACACUCCUCCGAUCAAUGGACGAGAUAGCGCCAAAAAUGUGUUGGCAGCUGUUUUGGCGAAUAAACCCAAGUCUGGAAAAAUACCAGUCGGUAUCCAAAAGAGAGACUGCUUUCAUCCAGGUGCAUCUGUUUUGGCUCGUGAAGAUAUCAACUUGGGAGAUGCCAAGCCUGUCUCCGGGAUGGACAUGGUGCGGGGGAUGAUGGAGUAUGUUUGGCCAAAGGAUAAUGAAAUGAUUCGUAAGCGAGUAAUAUUAUCUCUGACCCUGCUCUUUGGUGCGAAAUUAGUCAAUGUCUCCGUGCCAUUCUUGUUUAAAUAUGCAGUGGAUGAGGUGAAUAAGUUAGGCGGCAGUGAGGCAUUGCUCGGUCUGGAGACAGUGCCACAAGCCAUCGGGACAACUGCAUUCAGUUUGCUUAUUGGAUAUGGCCUAGCGCGAGCGACGGCGGCAGGCUUCAAUGAGCUUCGCAACGCGGUGUUUGCGCGUGUCGCGCAACACUCGAUCCGACGACUCGCGUGCAACGUGUUCUCGCACCUGCACAGCCUCGACCUUGGCUUCCACCUGUCGCGGCAGACGGGCGCCUUAUCGAAGACCAUCGACCGGGGCUCGCGGGCGAUCAACUUCGUGCUGUCUGCGAUGGUUUUCAACAUCGUGCCUACGGCGUUCGAGUUGGCGCUCGUCUCGUCGAUCCUCGGGCUGAAGGGAGGGCUCACCUUCGCGGGCGUCGCGCUUAGCUGCGUCGGCGUCUACGCGGCGUUCACGUUCGCGGUGACGCAGUGGCGGACGCGCUUCCGCGUGCACAUGAACCGCGCCGAGAACGAGGCGAGCAACAAAGCGAUCGACUCACUCAUCAACUACGAGACCGUCAAGUACUUCGGCAACGAGGGCUACGAGUUGCGCAAGUACGACACGAGUCUGCAGAAGUAUGAGAGCGCUUCGCUCAAGACCGCCUCGAGUCUUGCGCUGCUCAACUUCGGACAGCACGCCAUCUUCAGCGCCGGUCUGAGCGUCAUCAUGCUGUGCGCCGCGACCGAGAUCGCCCGUGGCAACAUGACAGUGGGCGAUUUGGUCAUGGUCAACGGGCUCGUCUUCCAGUUGUCGAUCCCGCUCGGCUUCCUAGGCUCCGUGUACCGCGAGGUGCGGCAGGCGCUCGUCGACAUGCAAACUAUGUUUACGCUCAUGACGGUGCGACCGCGAGUGCGCGAGGCGGAAAGGGCGACGCCGCUGGCGCUCAACCCCGAAGCUCCGGCAAUCGAGUUUCGCAACGUGAGCUUCAAGUACGUGCACGGGAAGCCGGUCCUCAACGAUCUGUCGCUGGUGGUGCCGUCCGGUAAAAAGAUCGGCAUCGUCGGAGGAUCGGGUAGCGGCAAAUCGACGAUCGUGCGGCUGCUGUUCCGCUUCUUCGAACCGCAGGGCGGGCGCAUCCUGGUUGGAGGACACGACGUUCGCGACGUACAGUUGGCGUCGCUGCGGCGCGCUGUCGCCGUCGUGCCGCAGGACUGCGUGCUCUUUCACGAUACGAUUUUUCACAACCUGCAGUACGGAGAUCUGAGCGCCCCGCACGAGGCGGUCCUGCGCGCGAGUCGGCUGGCCGAGUUGCACGAGGCGGUCGAGCGCUGGCCCAAAGGCUACGACACGCAAGUGGGUGAGCGCGGCCUGAAGCUGUCGGGCGGUGAGAAGCAGCGCGUGGCGAUCGCUAGAGCCAUCCUCAAGGACUCCCCAAUCAUCGUGUUCGACGAGGCCACCUCGAGCCUCGACUCGCUCACCGAGCACGCCAUUCUGCAAGCGCUGCGCGCCGCCACGACCGGGCGUACCUCGGUGUGCAUCGCGCACCGUCUCAGCACGGUGGCCGAUGCUGACGAGAUCGUAGUGCUGGAAGGGGGUUCCGUGGCCGCCAGAGGCACGCAUCGCCAGCUGCUCGGCGACCCCGCCUCGCUCUACGCGCGCCUCUGGGCGCAGCAGAACCAAGACCCGGACCGAGUCGCGUGA